UUUAUUUUUCUCUCAGUCCAACCCAAGAUUCUUCACUCAAACUUGCGACUCAAUGAGUAUCAGUCUCUUUUGUUCACCCUCCACCUCUUUUUGUACAUUGAUGCAGAAAUGGACCAGAAUUUCAGGUUGCUUUUGUGUUUGUUUUAUGUAUGCCAUUCAUUAACGGCCUUCAACAUUGAUCCUGUGACAUGGAAGACCUUCACAAACAAUGAAAAAACUGGCUUUGGCUAUAAAGUGAUACAAAAAGGUGAAAGUCUGCUAGUGAGCGAUCCUUUAAUACAACGGAGUCAAACUCAAAGAGGACAAAUUUAUGACUGUUCUGUCACCAGUGGAAACUGCGUGCCACUGGCCAUUACUGUCCCAGUUGAAGCUGUCAACAUGUCCCUUGGACUUUCAAUGUCUCUAGAUCCUCAGUCUUCAAGAGCAGUGGUUUGUGGUCCAACCAUACCUAAGAACUGUGACGUAACAACAUACAACGGCAUGUGCUUUAAAAUCAGUUCAGAAAAUGUUGUGAGCAGAUCUGUGCCUAGGACUCUGAGAGAAUGCCCAAAGUCACAAAUUGACAUUGCUUUUUUAAUGGAUGGAUCUGGAAGUGUAAAUUAUGCAGAUUUUAUGAAGAUGAAGGCUUUUGUUAUAGAAAUGAUCAAAAGUUUUAUAGACCAUGAUACAAAGUUUGCCAUUGCACAGUUUUCUACAAAUUGUUACAUUCAUUACAAGUUUAAACAAAGUUUCAAAAACGCCAAGCAGUGGGAAGAUGAAGUGAGAACGAUAUCUCAAAAUAAGGGAUGGACUAACACAGCAAAAGCUAUAGAACAACUUGUGAGGGAGCUAUUUGUAAGUGAAGAAGGUGCAAGACCAUCAGCCAGUAAAAUUCUGGUUGUUAUCACAGAUGGUGAAUCAACUGAUAAAUUCUUGACUGAAGCCGUCAAAAAAGCACAAGCAAAAAAUAUAACACGAUAUGCUAUUGGGGUUGGCAAUGCUUUUGAUAUUGACACAGCCACAAGGGAGCUGGCAAUUAUCGCAUCUUUACCCACCAGUAAGCAUGUUUUUAAAGUAACUGACUUCGACGCACUGGAAAGUAUUCGUGGACAACUCAAAGAGAACAUUAUUGCAAUUGAAGGAACCCAGACCUCCGGUGAUUCAUCCCGGAUGGAGUUUUCACAGGAUGGUUUUAGUGCAGCAUUUACAUCAAAUACAGAUCUAAUAAUGACUGCAGUGGGAGCUUUCCAGUGGAAAGGUGGAUAUCAGCUGCACAAACAGAAUGAUCGGUUAAAUGUCUUUCAAGCUGGAAGUGAGCAUGACAGUUAUUUAGGUUAUUCCUUGGCAAUAGCAACAACAUUUGGAGCAAAGUAUGCAGUCAUGGGAGCACCAAGAUACAAGCAUAGGGGACAAAUAACUGUUUCAAGAAUUGAUAAUAUUCAAAGCAAUUUAAAGGAACUGGAUCCCCCUAAGCCUCAGAUUGGCUCAUAUUUUGGAGCUGAGGUUUGUGUGGUGGAUUUGAACAGUGACUCCAGAACAGACCUCCUGUUGGUAUCGGCACCAACAUACAUGGAGCCUGACCGGGAGGGCAAAGUGUUUGUUUACACCUUCACUCGCCGGUCUUACUUUGAUUUUUCGGGGAUGGUGCUGGUGGGAAUGGCAGGUCAGAGGGGUCGUUUUGGUUCUUCUCUGGCCAGUCCAGCAGAUCUAAAUAAUGAUGGUUAUAUGGAUGUGCUGAUUGGAGCUCCUUUAGAGGAGGAUGGACAGGGCAGCAUCUACAUCUUCAAUGGAGGAGUAGAUCAGAUUAAUUCUGCCUAUUCACAGAGGAUUACUGGAUCCUCUUUGCAACAAGGUUUGCGGUUCUUUGGGAUUUCACUAAGUCAGUCCUCUCCAGACCAGACUCAAGACAGCCUUCCUGAUAUUGCUGUAGGGUCCAUGGGAGCAGUUCUGCUUCUCAGGUCCAGACCCAUUAUGAAUUUGGAAAUCAGCGUACAUUACAACCCAUCCAAAAUACCAACCGGUGAAACAGACCUGUCGAUUAAAAAUACCAUCAAAAUGUGCUUCACUAUGAGUCCAUAUAAGCACAGCAUAAGAGGCCUAACAGCAAAUAUUAAUUACACCAUAAUGCUGGAUGCCAAGCGACAGAAAUAUCGAGCAUAUUUCUCACCCAAAAACCGCAUCCUCAAUAAUGAUAUGAAUAUUAGUACUUAUGACGAAACUUGUAAAAGUCAUCCUUUCCUUAUAGACGCUUUCUCAGAAGAUGCUCUGAUCCCAUUGUCUAAUCAGUUAACAUUCACAUUUGAGGGCCUACCAUCUGCCAAACUGCAAGACAUAAGGCCAGUACUGCUGCCGGGGAUAAAGACCACCACAGACCACAAUGUGGAUUUUGAGAUAAAUUGUGGACAUGAUGACAUUUGUGUUGAUGACCUCAGGAUGGAUUUUAGUUUCUCUGGUUCUACAAAUAUAGAGGUUGGGAUCAUGCAGGAAAUCGAUGUGGUAGUGUUUGUAGAGAACAGAGGAGAAAACUCAUACAACACACUCUUCACCCUCAACUACCCCUUUGGACUUUCCUACAGGAGAAUCACAUCUAAACAGGGCAGAGUGGAGUGUGUAUCUCUUGACAGUGAGCAAAAAGGUACAUUUGGAGAGACCACUUGCCACAUAAGCAAACCCAUCCUCAAGGGCAACGCUCAGGCUGUGUUUCAUAUUACAUACAGCAUCGAUAAAGAAAGCACCUUCGAUCAAAAGGUCAGAUUUACUGCUAGAAUCAACAGUGGGAAUGACAAACACUCUCAAACCAGUGAAUUAUCCAAAGAGAAAAGCAUUGGUGUCAAAUAUGCCAUCUAUAUUUCCUUAAUAAGACAUGAAGAUUCAACCCUCCACAUUAAUUUUACUGCACAGAAAAAUGGUACUGAUAAACCAGUCCAACAGAUACUAAAGAUUGAAAAUGACUUUAGAGAACUAAGAUUUAAAGUUCUCAUCAAAGUUCCAGUGAUGUUGGGAGAUAAAUCUAUCUGGACUGAUAAAAACAUACAGAUUCCAGGCUGUGUGAAACAGAGGGAUAAGCAACCAGUAGUAACUGAUUUUGUCGAAGAAAUUAAAAAGGAUCGUGUGGUGAACUGCUCUGUGGCAGUGUGUGCCGAGUUCAGCUGUGACGUCACUCUCAUAAAGCAUGAAAGGAUGCUCUAUAAUAUUACUGGCAAUGUGAGCUCUGGAUGGAUUGAGCAGACUGGACUCGGAGCUGGUGUUUUUCAGCUGGUCAGUUCAGCAUCUAUGGAUUAUGACAAGAGCAAAUAUGUUUUAUUUUCCUCUGAUUCUCAACAAACUGUACCAUCUGUUCAGAUUAAUACUCAAGUGGAGGUGUAUGAGGAGGUGAAUCUGACUAAAGAGAUCACGGGAGGAAUAAUAGCAGGAUUGCUGCUACUGGCUCUCAUCACAACGGCUCUCUAUAAGGCUGGUUUUUUCAAAAGCCAUUACAAGGAGCUGCUAGAAAACGCAGAAGAAAGCCCUGAUUAGGGGCCAACCACAACUUAUGUUAACUAAUUUAACAAACCCUUUUAGAUCAACCACAAAAGAGAUGCAUUAAAGAUUCAAAUGUGGCUUUACAUGCAAGUGAAAAUUUGUUCCACUACCAACAUUAAUAAUGAGAUUUAUUACAUGCAUAUGCAUGCAAAUAUUAUUGAGAUACUGCUUGUACAAUAACCACAUGUUGCUGUUUUUUUUUACCAACUAUGUAAUGUCUUUAUUAAAUAAAAGGGACUGGUUGCUUUAAAUGGAGGAGAAACAACUACUGACACCUCAAGUUCUGUUAUGACUACAUCAGAGAGGUUUAAAUCUGGAGUGUGUGAUUUCACUUAAUAAAUUAGC
Carassius auratus (goldfish) is the source of this 3846-nucleotide messenger RNA. RefSeq names its product integrin alpha-M-like. The record is from RefSeq and is a predicted model, not a curated record. Gene Ontology annotation, cellular component: integrin complex; external side of plasma membrane. The transcript has 30 exons. Lineage: Eukaryota; Metazoa; Chordata; Actinopteri; Cypriniformes; Cyprinidae. Bases 109 to 3495 code for a protein of 1128 amino acids. Gene Ontology annotation, molecular function: integrin binding. Gene Ontology annotation, biological process: integrin-mediated signaling pathway; cell-cell adhesion; cell-matrix adhesion.